AUGGCGGGAUCAUACGGCACUCAUCCCAUCGACGUCGCCGAAGUGCGUCGCAAAUAUCUGGACCGAGCAGAAGCAAGACCAGACACGUUUGUCCGCUACGAAUACCGCUCCCAUCUACUCAAUCAAGCACGACAAGCAAUCGCCGACUAUGUCCAUGCUCCUCUCGACACCUGCGUCCUGAUCCCAAACGCUACUACCGGCAUCGACACUGUCUUGCGUAACCUGAACUUCGCCAUAGAAGAUGCCGUCAUCUGUUUCUCUACAACCUAUCCAGCCUUCUUGAACACUCUGAACUAUCUCAACGAAAGAAGCAACCUUGACUUCUGGAUCAUACAGCAUCCUCUACCCGUCACGGAUCAUGAUGUCUGCAGCUCCUUCGAACAAAUCCUGGAACAGGUCCGGAAGGCACACCAGAAACCCAAGCUUGCCAUUUUCGACACCAUUUCCUCUCAACCAGGCAUUCGUUGGCCAUUCGAACGUUUGACCGACAUAUGCCGCAAGGAAGGGAUCCUCUCUUGUAUCGAUGGAGCCCACGGUGUCGGUCAAAUCCCUCUCGACCUCCCCAAACUCGAUCCUGACUUCUUUGUCAGCAACUGCCACAAAUGGCUGCAUACCCCUCGAGGCUGCGCUCUACUUUACGUCCCGGUCCGCAAUCAACAUCUGAUCCGCAGCACCCUUCCCACCGGUUUCGCCUUUGUCAAGAAGGGGUCCUCGGACAAAACAAACAACUUCGUCGCCAACUUUGCAGCCGUGGCGACAAGUGAUGACACACCAUACCUCUGCAUUCCUGCUGCUCUUGCCUGGCGCAAACGUUUGACUUUCAACGGGCAGACUGGAGAAGACGCAAUCAUGACCUACAACAAAGAUCUGGCGAGAAGAGGUGGAAAGCUGGUUGCAAAUAUCUUGGGCACAGAAGUCAUGGACAACGCUCAAGGCACGCUUGGAGAUUGCGCAAUGGUCAAUGUAAGACUACCCAUCGACUUGGAAAACGUCACAAAAGAAAAGCCCAAUCAUGGAGAGGAUAUCGCCAGCUGUAUCAACAAGACCAUGAACCUGCAGUUCAACAUCGCCGUCAAUGCUUUCGUCUACGCGGAUGAGCUAUGGGUGAGAUUGAGCGCACAGGUCUACCUGGAGAUGAAGCAUUUCGAGGCUGCCGGAAAUGCUCUCAAGAGAGUCUGCUGUCGAGUCAGACUCGAAGAGUGGAAUGAAGAAGCGUCGAUGCAAGUCGCAGGUGGCAUUGAGGACAAGAUAGGCUCCACCACAGAGAAAUUGCAUCCGGGUUGGGCUUUGCCGUUUCAACGAGAGUAG
Molecule: messenger RNA, 1308 nt
Organism: Aureobasidium pullulans EXF-150
Lineage: Eukaryota; Fungi; Ascomycota; Dothideomycetes; Dothideales; Saccotheciaceae
Product: PLP-dependent transferase
Exons: 2
Coding region: 1-1308 (435 amino acids)
Source: RefSeq, a predicted model, not a curated record